Messenger RNA from Schizophyllum commune H4-8, 2884 nucleotides. RefSeq lists its product as uncharacterized. The transcript is spliced from 8 exons. The coding region runs from base 78 to 2654 and encodes 858 amino acids. Gene Ontology annotation, molecular function: nucleic acid binding. The record is from RefSeq and is a predicted model, not a curated record. NCBI's taxonomy places the organism in Eukaryota, Fungi, Basidiomycota, Agaricomycetes, Agaricales, Schizophyllaceae.
CUCGACCAUCGUCAUCCGUGGCAACCUCAAGACGCGCAUCAUCAUCGACGACGACGGCGACGACAACGACGAACUCCAUGUCCACCCAGGCACCGGCCUCCUACUCCGUUCCUUCGACCCCCGCACGUCUCCCGCCAUCGCCCGAGGCGACGCGCUCCACCAAGUCCGUUCGAGUCGCAGCGCCUACGACCCCGCAACGUGUUCCGCGCCAUCGCCAGACGCAGUCCCUUUCGCACUCUCGCCUCCAGCAAUACCGUAUCCCGAACACGCCGUCCUCCCCGUAUACCCCACUCAGCCUGCGCUCCUUCGCGUCUGCCACAUCCUCGGCUAGCUCAGGUUUAGCGACGCCGGGCAGCGUCACAUCGUAUGGCAACUUCAGUUUGAACUCGCCAGAGAUCGAGAGAAAUGCCGCCAAGGACAUGAGCCUGGCAGAUAUCGCGGAGAACUGGCGCAACCGUGCCUGCCAGAAUGGCAUCCGAGUCGAAGGAGGCCGUCUGGUGGACAUGUCGGGCGAUAUGUCUUCAUUCGGUGACGAUGAGGACAGCGAUAGGUCAAUGUCAGAUAUGAGCCACAGCGAGUACGUGCAAGACGAAGUACUCCUUCCUCCUCCCUUCCUGUCCAACCAGCGUCGCAUGCGCCCAAGGGCACAGUCAUUCGCCCCGGUCCCUGUCAACAUGACCCCGGUUGGCCGCGUCCCGCCAUCAUCCCCUGUCGUUAGACGUAGAUUAGGUCAAGAAAUCAACCCCGCCUCGUUGUCCCUCACGUCCACACCUCCUCGCAAUCCCGACGUGGCUCGCCAGCUCCGCAUCAAGGGCAGUCUCACGGACCCGGCUGCGGAUCGCAGGCGCGAGCCGUUUGGCAUUAUCCGGUCCCCCGAAAACUCGUACGCUAUGGACACCUCUUCAUUCAGCCUCUUCGACAUCAAUGAGCAUGAACACGAGCACGAGUACGACCAAGAGCAACAGCAACCCUACAAUGCCAGCGCUCAAGCGCGGUACCGCGACCGUUACAACAGCGGGUAUGAGCCGGUCUUCCCGCAUCUGUCAAUGGACAGCAACCCUUUUGCGCCAGCACGCCUGUCCGACCCCUUUGGCCAGUCUUUGGGAAGCAUUGCAGAGGUCAAUGAGAUGCAGUAUCCUCCGCAGUACCCCGGGCAGGCUCAGGCAGGCUUUGCGAUCCACGACCCCUACUACAACACUUCCGAGAUACCCUAUCAGCCCCCGGUCACCUAUGCGCCACAACCUUCCUACGCAAUCAACAUCCCAGCGCCACAGUACUCUGAUACCCCGCCCCUCACGUCGACACCGCCUCCCAUGGUCAAGUCCAAGCCGUCCAAGCCGACCUCCUGCUCCGUGUGCUCGCGCUCUAACACAUCCACGCUCGCCGUCUUAUCGCCGUGCAAUCAUCCUCUUUGCUCGGCGUGCCUUACCAGCGCCCUCAACAUCGUUGGUGAGAAGGACAUGGAGUGCGCGGUUUGCAAGAAGCCUGUCGCGGACUUCAAAUUGGUCACUCCACCGCGCAACGAUAGCAAGCCUCGCAAGGAGGAGAAUCACACCAAGGGCAAGAGCUUCUUCGAUCCUCUGUUCUCUUCGCCUGGCAGCGUCGCCAGCGGAUACACAGGUCUUGAGAGCGCCUUCGAGAUGGGCUUGUCGCUCGAGGCCACCACCAGCAGCCCGCCUCGCGUCCGCAAGAAGCAGGAGAAUGUGGUCCUGAGGAUCGAUAAUGUUCCCUGGGACAUCACCCCUCCUGCGAUCAGUGCUUGGCUGCAGCAGCCGGUCGUCCGUGCGCAUGUAUUGCUGGAUCGCAAGGGCAAGACGAUGAGCCACGCGUUUGUUGAGCUGCAGACGGAGGACAUUGCGCGUGCUGUCCUGCGCGGCGAGGCGGCGUACGACACGGGCGUGCGCAACGCGCAUGGCAGGUACGAGCGCAGCUCCGUACUUGGCUCUGGCAAGCGCGCUCGUGGGGUCACCGUUACGCGGAGCGGCCAAGAGGAGCUGAUGAGGGCGUUAUUCCCUUCCUGGCAAGGUGGUUUCGAUGGUUCGCGCCCUUCCCUCGCCGGGCUGGACAACGAGGCUGUCAUUCGGGCGCUGGAGACGGGCUUGAUGACGCAACACGAGGUCGCUAGCCUUAUGAACCUGAUCAAGUCUCCUGAGUCGCCCUUCCUCAAAGUGCCUUGCCUGCCCUUCUACUCGCUAGCCGGCAUCCUCAGCAAGUUCCCCUCGGACGUGGAUAGUCGUGUCUUCUGGCCAACGGGGCUUCGGGAUGCGCUUUACGACAUUUCGCUCACUGCUAUCCGUGUGCUACAUGAACGCGCCUCACAGGACAACGCUGCUGGCGCCGCCUAUAGCAAGGAGCUGGUUCUUGACGUCAUGCGCACAGCUGUGGGCUGUCAAGCUUUCACCACCCAACAGCGCAACAAGAUUGGCGAGGUGAUCGCGAGCGUCAAGCGCGAACAAGUUCAGGUCGAGACCCCUUCGCCAAUGUCACCCGCGUCUGAGGCUGUUGUCUUCGAGCCGCCUUCUAUGUCUACGCCGCGCGAGUCGCCUACUCAUACUCCCGCCCCUCACCGAUCCUACGGAGACCUCGCCAAGGAGCUCGGUAUCGAUUCCGAGCUUGUCGCCGCUGUCGCAAACCGUCUUUCAGAAUAUCGCUAAACUCAUGCAUCGUACGAACGUCAUGGACCUCUCGCUCGGCGGAACGAUCUCACGAAAAAACCUCGCUCUUCUACUGUAAUCACGGCCGUCAUCCUGGGGAUGCGCUGGCUGUUCACCGCUGUUUUGCACAUCGCUCGUCGCAUGCUGCUCUCGAAACGCUUCAAUUCUCGUUGUAUAUUGCGGUACUUACACCCUCUCUGGACAUGAGGGUCUUCUCCUUAACACCUCCG